Asparagus officinalis (garden asparagus) is the source of this 672-nucleotide messenger RNA. RefSeq lists its product as uncharacterized. The record is from RefSeq and is a predicted model, not a curated record. NCBI's taxonomy places the organism in Eukaryota, Viridiplantae, Streptophyta, Magnoliopsida, Asparagales, Asparagaceae. Bases 1 to 672 code for a protein of 223 amino acids. The transcript has a single exon.
AUGAAAGCUAGUGAUUCAUGGAUGUGGAAACAACUCUUGAAAGUUAGAGAUUUGAUGAUAAGAAGAUAUGGAAGUAUCAGCAAUCUAAUAAACAUCAUUGAAAGUUGUUGCAAGAGUGAAAAUGUCCAAGUUUCCUCUGUAUACAGAAAACUGGUUCAACCUGCACAUAUAGUUAGCUGGAAUGGUACAGUUUGGGGUGGUUUUCAUUAUCCCAAACACUCAUUUAUACUUUGGUUAGCUAUCCAAUCAAGAUUGCUAACUAAGGAAAGACUGUGUCGCAUGAGAAUUUUAGACGCUAAUCAGAAUCAAUGUGUCUUAUGCUCAAACCACAUUGAAACAGUUUGUCACCUGUUCUUUGAUUGCUAUUACUCUGCUGCUGUGUGGAAUUCAGUGAUGGACUGGUUAAAUUUCAGUUGGAGGUCAUGUUCCUGGGGGGAAAUCAUUCACUGGUAUAGCUGCAAUUUAAAAAGGAAAGGACUCACUGAAAGUUUGAAGAAAAUGGCCCUUUCAUCCUCAGUGUAUCAUCUAUGGCAGGAGAGAAACUUGAGGAUUUUUCAGUUCAAAACUCGUCAACCUGAUGUUUUGUUCCGUGCUAUAAAGCUAUCAAUACUCACUAAAAUCUUGAAUGGGGAGCUUCCUGUACAUAUUAGGGAGAAACUUGAAAAUUUGUAA